AUGGCCUCAAUUCUACCCCACCACCACCGCCCCUCCUCGGUGGCGCACUGCCAAAAUCUUGAACCGGGCGAAGUUGGGAACGCGGCCCUUCCGUCUGACCCGCUUCUUUCGAGCGAUUACACCAUCUCUGCCGUCGAGGACGUGGGGACCGACCCACCACCGCCCCCGCCGUCGUCGGUCGGUCCCAAGCACGAACCGCCGGAGACCCAUCUGGAGGGAUCCGGUCGGGAGCUAGUAGUGCUUCCCUCGCCGGCGGCGGCGAUGCUGGCCGCGGCCCCGCCGCCGAAGAGGUCGAACAGGGACCGCCACACGAAGGUGGAGGGUCGCGGGCGACGGAUCCGGAUGCCGGCGGCUUGCGCCGCCCGCAUAUUCCAGCUGACGCGCGAGCUCGGCCAUAAGUCCGACGGCGAGACCAUACGUUGGCUGCUCGAGCGGGCCGAACCGGCCAUCAUCGAGGCCACGGGCACCGGGACCGUGCCCGCCAUCGCCGUCUCGGUGAACGGCACCCUGAAGAUCCCCACGACCGCCGCCGCCGGUGCCGCGCCGGAAACCUCGAACAAGCGCAGGCGGAGGGCCUCGAACAGCGAGUUCUACGAAGUCGGCGACGCGUCCAGCUUCGCCCCCGUCGCGCCCAUUGUGCCGCAGGGCCUGGUUCCGGUUUUCCCCGGCGGCGCUCUAUUCAUGAUACCGCCCUCCGGUGGGGCCGCCGGCCCGUCCAGCCAGCCGCAGUUCUGGGCCAUACCGGCCGCGACGGCGCCGGUUUUCAACGUCUCCGGGUGUCCGGUGUCGAACUUCGUCACUUUCGGGGCUUCCCCUGGUGGCGGCUCUACCGUCUCCGGCGGUGAGAUUGAAGCGGGAGCUAACGGCAGUACUUGCGGUAGUGACGACAACAAAGGUGCAACUGUGACAGAGCCCGGUACAAGUCCUGGGGGGAGUACUACUGCAGUAGCGGCGGGUACAACCAGCCCCGCGCAUCUGAUGAGGGACUUAUCCUUGGAGGUUUACCAAAAGAGGGAGCUUCAGUUUAUGGUGGGCUCCGCCGCAGGGAAUCACGACCAGACCCCAUCCCCAGAACCCUGA
Messenger RNA from Striga hermonthica, 1080 nucleotides. The record is from the annotation of a GenBank genome assembly. NCBI's taxonomy places the organism in Eukaryota, Viridiplantae, Streptophyta, Magnoliopsida, Lamiales, Orobanchaceae.